AUGAUCGAUAAGGGUAUGGUGCCACUGCCAUGGUCUCAAAAAUGUCGGGGUAUCGGUAUCUAUUUUUCUAAAGGUUCCGCCAAGAAGACGCAUGACCUUUUUUGA
This is a messenger RNA of Sclerotinia sclerotiorum 1980 UF-70, 105 nucleotides long. RefSeq lists its product with no specific name. Bases 1 to 105 code for a protein of 34 amino acids. The transcript has a single exon. NCBI's taxonomy places the organism in Eukaryota, Fungi, Ascomycota, Leotiomycetes, Helotiales, Sclerotiniaceae. The record is from RefSeq and is a predicted model, not a curated record.